UUCCCCUCGCAUCCAUUGCUGCAAUCUCCAUCUGCAACAAAUCAGCGAGCAGCCAAGCACCACCACGCGCUGCUAGCUACUACUCAGCUAGUACCUACACUGCCAAGCAGCCUCUUCACUGAUCACGUAGCACUCAAGAAUCGUACACGUACACGCGCAUGGCCAAUUCCUCGUGCUCCUCUUCUCUGGGGCUGCUGCUCGCCACGCACUGCGCCCUCUUGCUGGCUUUGGUGGGAGCUGCUCAUGGCCACCCUCCUCUCGCCGGCUCGGCGCUGAGCUCCUUGUUCUACGACGAGUCGUGCCCCAGCGCCUACGACAUCGUCCGGCGCGUCAUCCAGGACGCGCGGGUAUCCGACCCCCGCAUCCCGGCCAGCCUCAUCCGCCUCCACUUCCACGACUGCUUCGUCAACGGCUGCGACGGCUCGCUUCUGCUGGACGACGACCUCCCGGCGAUUCAGAGCGAGAAGAACGUGCCCGCCAAUGACAACUCGGCGCGCGGCUUCCCGGUGGUUGACGACAUCAAAAGUGCGCUGGAGGACGCGUGCCCCGGCAUCGUCUCCUGCGCGGACAUCCUCGCCCUCGCAGCCGAGAUCUCCGUUGAACUCGCCGGAGGUCCCCGCUGGAGGGUGCUGCUCGGCCGGCGAGACGGCACGACGACCAACAUCGAGAGCGCCAACAACCUCCCGAGCUUCUCCGACCCCCUGGACAAGCUCCAGGAGAAAUUUAGAAACUUCAACCUCGACGACACUGACCUCGUCGCCCUACAGGGAGCGCACACGUUCGGUAAAGUGCAGUGUCAAUUCACGCGAGAGAACUGCUCGGCUGGGCAGCCUGAGGGUGCACUAGAGAACCUGGACCAGGUCACACCCAACGUGUUUGACAACAAGUAUUACGGCAACCUCUUGCACGGCCGCGCCCAGCUCCCGUCCGACCAGGUCAUGCUGUCUGACCCCUCUGCGCCUACGACGACUGCUCCCAUUAUUCAGCGCUUCGCAAGCAACCAACAGGAUUUCUUCAAGAAUUUCGCGAUGUCCAUGAUUAAGAUGGGGAACAUCAGUCCGCUGACAGGGAGGGAUGGAGAGAUCAGGAAGAACUGCCGAAGGGUCAAUAGCAAUGGCUAUUGAAGACUCCCAUUCAAUUUGAUUUUGAUCUUCAAUAUGAUUUGAUUGAUUCCUUUUUAACCAAUUGUGGUGUUGUGUAAAUCAUUCUUUUCAUUUCAUUUUUGAUUAUUUGUAACUGUAAGAUGUUCCCUUUUCGAUCCCUUAUCCGGAAGCAAAUGUGUAAAUGUUUUGAGACCACUGCCUCAA
Phragmites australis (common reed) is the source of this 1307-nucleotide messenger RNA. Its product is annotated as peroxidase 2-like. The record is from RefSeq and is a predicted model, not a curated record. Gene Ontology annotation, molecular function: heme binding; peroxidase activity. Gene Ontology annotation, biological process: hydrogen peroxide catabolic process; response to oxidative stress. The transcript has 4 exons. The coding region runs from base 159 to 1124 and encodes 321 amino acids. NCBI's taxonomy places the organism in Eukaryota, Viridiplantae, Streptophyta, Magnoliopsida, Poales, Poaceae.